AUGAACCCCCCGGAGCUGGCCUCCAGCAAUAAUGCAGUUGGGCCAGAGGCUUCUAGAGAGAACCUAGACCCCCUGGUGGUAAGUGGGAUGCUCGGAAGGUCUGUCACUCUGCCCCUGCAGCUGUCGGGACAGCAGGUGGAGAGCAUCUCCUGGACGUCACGCUCAGUCCCCAAGGCGAUUGCCACAGUAAACAUGGUAGAAGCCAGGGGGCCAGACAAUUUUUACCAGGCAGAAACCCGGUCCUGGGGUCGCGUGAGUGUCGUGGACCCAGACUGCUCCCUGCAGAUCAGCAGCCUGAGCUGGGAGGAUGCAGGGUCCUACCGGGCCCACGUUAACCUAUGGAACUCCCUCACCACCCUCGCCUGGGAGUACCUUCUACAGGUCUAUGAGCAGCUGGCCCGGCCUCAUGUUGCACUGAGCUCCAGGGUUGGUGAGAAUGGACACUGCCUUGUCAUCCUGACAUGUGUGGCACAGAGCAGAGGAGGUGCCGUGACCUACAGCUGGACACCCCUGGGACCCCGGACGGUUGUGUCCCAUGGAGGGUCUGUCCUCAGUGUCUCCCAGAGGCCUGGGGACAGCACUCUGACCUUUACCUGCAUAGUCAAGAACCCAGUCAGUAACAGCAGCUCCCACCCGGUCUCAAUGCCGCAUUUCUGCACAGGAAUCGCCACUGGAACGGGUAUGGGAAUAAUUGGUAUGACUCUCACAGCCCACACUUAUCACCCAUUCUCAGUCGAGCUUGCCACCGAGCUCAACCAUAUCUCUGAUGCUUUAGAAAUCCUCCAAAAUCAGGAUGACUUCCUAACAGCAGUUGUUCUCCAAAACCAGCAUGGCUCAAAUCUGUUCAUAGCCGCUUAA
Carlito syrichta (Philippine tarsier) is the source of this 858-nucleotide messenger RNA. RefSeq names its product SLAM family member 9-like. Lineage: Eukaryota; Metazoa; Chordata; Mammalia; Primates; Tarsiidae. Gene Ontology annotation, cellular component: external side of plasma membrane. Gene Ontology annotation, biological process: T cell activation. The record is from RefSeq and is a predicted model, not a curated record. The transcript has 4 exons. The coding region runs from base 1 to 858 and encodes 285 amino acids.